AAAGAAACUCAGUGGAGCGACCUCACCAAGGCGCAAAGGCAUCCGGGGGCCACUUCACCUGUGUGAUGACUUAACUGUGUGAAAUCUAACUUGGAGACGCAGUUGGGACGCUCGGUGCGCUGCAGUGUGCUCCGCUCAGCUGACGGACGGUAAAAGCUGAAACUGCAGGUCGAUUAAAAAAAAAAAACACUUUGAGGUUUCCACUCCGGCGCGUCCCGCUUCUUUCCGCAGCGGGUUGGAUCCGACGCACCGCCUUGUUGCCCAGCUGAGCUCUGAGGGGCCGUCGGCUGCAGCGCUGCGUGUCCGACGUACAAGUCAGCGACAGGACUUAAAAGCCUGCUGUAAGGAUGAUGUCCUACAUAAAGCAACCCCAUUACACCAUGAACGGGUUAAAUUUGCCUGGCCCCGGAAUGGAUGUGCUACACACAACCGUCGCUUAUCCGUCCACUCCCCGGAAGCAGCGUAGAGAGCGCACCACCUUCACCCGGACACAGCUGGACAUCCUGGAGGCACUGUUCUCCAAGACCCGCUACCCAGACAUCUUCAUGAGGGAGGAGGUGGCCCUCAAGAUCAACCUGCCUGAGUCACGUGUGCAGGUUUGGUUUAAAAACCGCCGUGCCAAAUGCCGUCAGCAGCAGCAGCAGAGCAGUGGCCAGUCCAAGCCCCGCCCUCCCAAAAAGAAGGCCUCUCCAGUGCAGGAACCCAGCGCCCCUGAUCCUGUUCCUAACCCAUCUGGCUCCUACAGCCCCUCCUCUGCCCAGUCAGGCCCCAGCCUGGCCCCGAGCUCCAGCACCGGAAACACUGCCGUGUCCAUCUGGAGCCCGGCCAUCUCGCCCCUGCCCGACCCCCUGGCCUCCUCCUCGGCCCCCUGCAUGCAGCGGCCCUCACCAUACCCUAUGAGCUAUGGCCAGCCGUCGGCCUACACCCAGGGCUACGCCAGCACCACCUCCUACUUCACCGGCCUGGACUGCAGCGCUUACCUGUCCCCCAUGCACUCGCAGCUGUCAGGCACCGUGGGCGCCCUCAGCCCCAUCACUGUGCCCUCGAUGGGGGGCUCACUAAGCCAGUCCCCGGCCUCGCUGUCCUCACAGGGCUACAGCACUGCCUCCUCCCUGGGCUUCACCUCUGUUGACUGCCUGGACUACAAGGACCAGCAGGCCUGGAAACUGGGCUUCACCACAAUGGACUGCCUGGACCACAAGGACCAAAAUUCCUGGAAGUUCCAGGUCCUCUAGAAAACGAGAAAGGGCGGCGUUCGGGUCAACGUGUUCCAUGUGAGAUAGUGUGAAGCAGUUCAGCCAGAGGACUCGUUGUCUUUGAUUGUCAGUUUCUUGUUUGUAAGAUUGUGUUUUAUUUUCUAAAGGUGAACUCUGUAGAAAUGCAUUUUGUUUGAAUGACUGAUGACGUGAUGAGACGGAGGGACCAGUGACUGUCAUCAAUGCUGCCUGACUGCAAAUCAUAUCUGUUGUCUUCUUCAUGCUACGUUAAAAAUAAGAGAACAAAAGCCUUUAAAGCGUUUGUAGGAAAGUACUGGAGGCGUACGUACGGAAACACACAGAGCCGUCUCUUCUCUUAACAUAACUGUCUGACUCAGACACAUACACACUACACAUGUUUCAUUUUGUUUUAAACUUGCAUUGUCAUGGAGAGAAAAGAGAGCUGCUUUGACAGGAGGGAGCUCUGAAUUCCUAUAGGUCACUUCCUCCUUCAGGGUUUAAUUAUUUUAAGCUAUUUAUUAUUAUUUAAUGCCACAUUUAAACAUGUCAUUUGGUUGCGUUUAGAAGAUUUUGAGCAUUUGUGUUGCAUAUUACAGUGUUAGCCUCUAGUGUUAUCAUCCCAAUCUGUUUGAUGGAAAAAUUAGAUCUUCUGUUUUAGUUGUGUGACAUAUUAAAAUGAUCUAUUCUUUA
Molecule: messenger RNA, 1907 nt
Organism: Siniperca chuatsi (mandarin fish)
Lineage: Eukaryota; Metazoa; Chordata; Actinopteri; Centrarchiformes; Sinipercidae
Gene: crx
Product: cone-rod homeobox
Exons: 3
Coding region: 348-1235 (295 amino acids)
Biological process (GO): multicellular organism development; regulation of transcription by RNA polymerase II
Cellular component (GO): nucleus
Molecular function (GO): RNA polymerase II cis-regulatory region sequence-specific DNA binding; DNA-binding transcription factor activity, RNA polymerase II-specific
Source: RefSeq, a predicted model, not a curated record